Lingula anatina is the source of this 1248-nucleotide messenger RNA. Its product is annotated as spermine oxidase-like. Lineage: Eukaryota; Metazoa; Brachiopoda; Lingulata; Lingulida; Lingulidae. The record is from RefSeq and is a predicted model, not a curated record. Gene Ontology annotation, molecular function: polyamine oxidase activity.
GGCCCGUGGAUAUUUCUACAGGAGUAAUGGCAGACAAAUUGAUAAAGAACUGGGUGCCAAAGUCUGGGCUCUCUUUAAAGAGAUCGAGGCCGAAGUGGAAACAGGACACCCAUGGCCCAAUGAAGGAGAUAAAACCCUUUUCACCAUGAGAGACUAUUAUGUCGUAAGGUUACAAGAAAACCUAAAAAAGUUCCCAGCAGCUGAGAGAACAGAUAUAAUUGCCAUCUUUAACUGUUGUUCCAACUAUCUACGAUUUCACUGGGGAGUGGAAAUCGCCAACAUUCCGCUCGAAUUAUGCAGUAUGGCUCCCGAAAUAGAAGGAGGAGACGUUCUUAUUCCAAGGGGCACGAGGUCGUUAGUUAAUGCAAUCAUAUCGCGCUUUAGAUGUGAGGAGAGGCUUAACAUUGAAAAGCAGGCUACGUCGAUCAGUUGGGGAGAUGAUCUAGUUGAAAUCAGGUGUUCUAGUGGCGACAUCUAUCGAGCCAAAUGUGUCGUCGUCACGGUGUCGCUGGGAUACCUGAAAGAACAUCACCGAAAUCUGUUCCAACCAUCCCUUCCACAUGAAAAAAUCGAAGCUAUUCAUGGCUUGGAUUUUGGGUUAGUAGACAAAAUAUUUCUUCACUAUGACCGUCCAUUUUGGUCUUCUGAAGUAGGUUUUGGUAGUGUCAAGCUUGCGUGGGACGACGAUGAGGCUGUCAUCACUGACCCAAAAAGCCAGUGGUACAAGAGAAUAUUUUCCUUUGAUGACGUCUAUUUCAACCCUAGCUGCCUCUGCGUGUGGAUCUCAUGCAACGAGGCGUAUCACAUGGAGCACCUCUCUGAGGAAGACAUUUCAGAAACCUGCACCGGCCUACUGCGCCAGUUCCUCGGGGACCCCUCUAUCCCGAAACCUUCUAAGGUCAUUUGGUCAACCUGGGGUACCAACCAGCACACACUGGGUUCGUACUCGUGCCCCAGAAUGCAGUCAGAUGCCAGUCACUUCAGCUCUCUAGCCGAACCCUUGACGGAUUCCAAUGGUCGAUUAAGAGUCCUUUUCGCUGGCGAAGCCACUCAUACAAUGUACCAUUCUACAAUGCAUGGAGCGCGCGAGUCUGGCGUUCGCGAAGCUACGAGACUACUUCAAAACUUUGGAGUGGAUACAAGCACCCACCAAACAUCUUGAAUAAUGAUAUAAAAAAAUCAAAAUUACACCUGACACGAAAUGUCACGUUCUUUCUAAAUUAAAAAACUAAUUUCAGAGGGUUUUUU